CUUGAUUGAAAGGUGAAGAUUUACAAAAGGGCAUUAAAUAAAAUAAACUUACAAAAUAAAAGUAGAAAGGAAUUGAAGUUGAAAUUAAUAUAUAUUUAUAAUUAGAAUAUGAUCACGAUCAUAUUUAAUAAACUUAUCUAAUAAAGACAGAAUCAAGAGCAAAAUAGUGAAUCUGUAUUAUAUAAGCAUAAACAGUUGGAGGUAAUAUAAAAAUAUAAAUAUUUAUAAAAAAUAAGAAAAAAUCACAAAAUAUGGAGGGUAUUGUAUAUGUUUUGAGCAACUUACAAAGUGUGCAUAAUUAUUAUUGCAAAUAUACCGAGC
Messenger RNA from Paramecium octaurelia, 321 nucleotides. Lineage: Eukaryota; Ciliophora; Oligohymenophorea; Peniculida; Parameciidae. The record is from the annotation of a GenBank genome assembly.